Neofelis nebulosa (Clouded leopard) is the source of this 1637-nucleotide messenger RNA. RefSeq names its product CEA cell adhesion molecule 20 (gene CEACAM20). Gene Ontology annotation, biological process: heterophilic cell-cell adhesion. Lineage: Eukaryota; Metazoa; Chordata; Mammalia; Carnivora; Felidae. Gene Ontology annotation, cellular component: cell surface. The record is from RefSeq and is a predicted model, not a curated record.
GAGCUGCUGUCACCAUCAUAGUGCCUGUGAGUUUGCAGCAGGGCAGAGGGGGAGGAAGAGGGAGCUGGAGGGGGGAGCUGGAGUGAAGACGGUGUCUGUGUGUGCAAGUUGGGGCACGUCGAUCAGGUGCCAGAACCCAUGGGACUCGCUGACUUAUGGGGCCACCACUGGGCAGAAAUCCUGCUUAUAGCCUCACUUUUGACCACGUGGAGUCUGCCAGCUGCAGUCCAGCUCACCUUUGAUGCCAACCCACUUACCACCAUCCAAAAACUGCUGGCCAGACCCACCAUUGCAAUCAGCCAGGACACUGCCACAGAACAGAGGGAAAACGUGACCUUCUGCUGUAGCACCCAGGAUGCUGACGUUACCAUCCACUGGGUCUUCAACGAUCUCCCCCUGGUGUUCCGCGAGCGCGUGCAGCUGUCCACAGAUGGCAAGACCCUCACCAUCCUCACUGUACAGCGGGAAGACUCUGGGACUUACAAAUGUGAAGCCCAGGCUUUCCACCAGGUCCGGAGCAGUGCUCCCACCUUCCUGACUGUGAACUAUGGUCCUGACCCCUUUGAAAUCAAGUUGGAGUCUGGUGUAUCCAGAGGGGAGGUGGUUGAAGUGAUAGAGGGCUCUGUGACCUUCUCCGUGGAAACACAGUCUCAUCCUCCCCCUGCCUAUACCUGGUUUCUCCCCUAUGACUCCAUCCCACCUCCCACCAUGAGUUCGUUCACCAUCCAAGCUGUGUCCCGGGAACAUGAAGGGACGUACAGGUGCUUGGUAUCCAGCGGUGCUACCCACCUGCUUCGCCUGGGUGCUCUUAAAGUUCGAGCCCUUGAAACGCUGACCAAGCCUCACAUUGUGCCCCCAAGCCUGAAUCUCGUGGAAAAUGCCAGCUCCGUGGCCCUGAACUGCCAGACCCCCCAUGAGGGGGCUGGAGUCCUGUGGCUCCUGAGGGGCCAGGCUCUCCUGCCCAGCGAUCACCUGGUGCUGUCGGCUGACAACAGGAGCCUGGUCAUCCACGGCCUCCGCGGACCCUAUGAGUGUGAGGUCUGGAACUGGGGCAGCCGGGCACGAAGCGAGCCCUUCAGGCUCGCCAUGAGCUGUCCCCAGUCAUCCCUGUCUGCAGGAGCCAUUGGUGGCAUUGCUAUCGGGAUCCUGGCUGUCAUUGCCCUGUCCGCAGGGCUGGGCUGUUUCCUCUACAUCAGAAAUGCCAGACGGCUCUCAAGGGAAAAAGCAGAGGACCCCACCCAGGAGGCAGCAACACCCACCACUGAGGAGGAGCCCCAUGCAGAGUCCUGUUCCAAUUGGCUGAGCCCCAUGUAUGCCAAUUUACCCAAACCUCAAGGACAGGUUGGAGUCGAAAAGAUGCUGCCACCAGAUCCCCCAGAGCAGUUUUAUGAGAAGGAGCCACCAUCAGUAACCCCCGGGAACGAUUCUCAUGGCCCCAGAAAACCAUCGCCCGAAGUUACAUUGGAUCCAUUGGUCCCCACUCUACCGAAAGGAAACACAGAAUCACACUAUGAGGUGCUUGUGAAUCCAGAUCGCAACAUCUACGGCCAAAUCAACCCCUCAGUCUAAUGGAGGCAGAUUUCCCUUCUCCAGAAAUCCUAGAGAAAUCACGCUCAAUCACAUAUUAAUGAAAUUUA